AUGGAUGUUAGAGAACUGUCUUUCAAGGAAGUUCGUGAUGAUUUAAAUGAAUUACAACUUAUACCAUCAAACAAACUAUUUUGUGAUAUUAUGCCUAUUGAAUUGAUAAAUAUGAUAUUUAUUUGGUUGUCACUCAAUAAAAGAUGGUUACUUACUUUAUCAAAUAAUAAUUCAAUUAACUUUUGUGCAUCAAAAGCAUUAUUCAAAAAUUUUCAAUUGUUAAAUUGUUGCCAAAAUUUAAGAUGUUUUUUUGAAAAUUUUAAAGAUAUAAGCAGUUUUAAGAUGCUAAGCCAAUUACUAUCAGCAAGCCCAAAUAAAAUAGAAAAUACUCAUAUUUGUGUCGACAGUAUUCCUCUAAUAAGGGACAAACAUUUUGAAAAUAUUGAUAUGAUUCAAGAGCUGAUAUUAAGCAAUUUGAAAAGUUUGAAAAAUUUUACCAUUUGUUUGGGAUUUCAAUAUGAACACAAAAGGGAAAAAGAAAUUGCUUUAUCUAUAAAUUUAAAAAAAGUAAAAGUAUCAUAUUGCAGUGACAUUAAUGGUUCAAAUAAAACUGAUUGCUUUUACUCUGAUUGGGCUUACCAUGUUGAUAUGAAUUAUCAAAUUUAUGAUAAUUUUAUUGAAUUCAAUCUGAAUGGUUGUAAUUUACUUAAAUUUAAUGGAAGUAUAUUACAGUCAAAUUCAGAGACUAUUAAAAAACGAUUUUGGAGUAUUUUAGACAUUAUUGAUACACGGGUAAAUGCAAUUAAGAAAUGUGAUAAAUUGAAGAAUCUAAAAAAACUAUCAAUCAAACACAAAUAUUAA
Molecule: messenger RNA, 801 nt
Organism: Ascoidea rubescens DSM 1968
Lineage: Eukaryota; Fungi; Ascomycota; Saccharomycetes; Ascoideales; Ascoideaceae
Exons: 2
Coding region: 1-801 (266 amino acids)
Source: RefSeq, a predicted model, not a curated record